AUGCGCACAACGCUCGUCGCAGCUGCAGCCACAGCAGCAUUCACCGCAACCGCACUCGCACAGUCGCCCGCAGACGUCUCGUCCUCCCAGUACUGGCACGAACGCUACCAUGGCCUGCUUUCUAUGGCCGCGUACUCGAACGACCCUACGACCGUCUGCGCGCAGACGUUCGACCAGGCGGCGUUGACCUCUUCGUUCCCUAACUCGACCGAAGCUCCCUGGACUCUGAUCCAGCAGUUCGGACCGACCGCGAUGGGAACCCAAGGUUUCUCCGUCGUCAUUCCCGAGAUGGACAAAGUUGUCAUCGUCUUCAAGGGAAUGUUUGGCUGGGAAUCCACCUUUAAUGACUCGACUGUCAACAUCGGCACCCUCCUGAACCUCGGCCCGAACUGCACAGACUGCACCGCCCACGCCUCCGCCACAGCCGCCUACCUCGAAGCGCGCCAACUCACCAACGAUUUCGAGCUCGAACAGUACUAUGUCAAUACCACCGGUCACCAGUUUUCGGUCACCGGACACGGGUGGGGGGGGAUGCUUGCGCAGGUGGCGGCGAUUGAUCUUGGGUGGAGGGGGUUGGUUAGGUGGAGUCAUUCGCAUGGCGCCGCCCGCGUCUUCAACCCCCCCGCCGCCGCACUCUACAACUCUCUCUUCGGGGGCGAAGCAGGCCAACGAACCGUCGCGAACGACGACCCAGUCCCAACCUACAUCCCCGAGUCGGCCAACUAUACCUUUACGCUCCAGGGCUUCCACAUCACGGGCAAUGGAACGAGCAACGCGACGUAUGGGUAUGAUUAUACGGUUUGUAAUGACCCGACGAACCAGGAGUGUGCGGGGACGGUUGGUGGGAACUUCACCGACCAUCUCGCCUACUACACUCCUAUCGGCAUGUGCGGCAAGCCCUACUGGGGCUCAAACGACACAGUCGAAGCCUCGUUCCAAUCCACCGCCUCGCAGGCGUUCUACGCCACCGCGACAUCGACUUUCGUACCGCCCACCCAGGCGGUGACUACCUCUUCGACUUCCUCGUCCGCCUCUUCCUCCGCCGCGGCGAGCGACUCCUCCGCAACGAGCGCGCAGACGGCGACGGCCGUGACGGGCGCGAACGCGGCCGCGUCCCCUUCGGCCGGCGCGGACCACUCCAGCGGCGCGUCUUCGGCGUCGGUCGGCGCGGCAGGCGGACUCGUCGCCGUUCUCGCCGCGGGAUUGGCGCUCCUCGCCUAA
Rhodotorula toruloides NP11 is the source of this 1221-nucleotide messenger RNA. Its product is annotated as protein of lipase, class 3 family. The record is from RefSeq and is a predicted model, not a curated record. Gene Ontology annotation, biological process: lipid metabolic process. Lineage: Eukaryota; Fungi; Basidiomycota; Microbotryomycetes; Sporidiobolales; Sporidiobolaceae. Bases 1 to 1221 code for a protein of 406 amino acids. The transcript has 11 exons.